Messenger RNA from Dromaius novaehollandiae (emu), 2575 nucleotides. It is a transcript of the gene FOXL3, whose product is annotated as forkhead box L3. The record is from RefSeq and is a predicted model, not a curated record. The transcript is spliced from 3 exons. Gene Ontology annotation, molecular function: DNA-binding transcription factor activity, RNA polymerase II-specific; RNA polymerase II cis-regulatory region sequence-specific DNA binding. Bases 120 to 875 code for a protein of 251 amino acids. Gene Ontology annotation, biological process: anatomical structure morphogenesis; regulation of transcription by RNA polymerase II; cell differentiation. Lineage: Eukaryota; Metazoa; Chordata; Aves; Casuariiformes; Dromaiidae.
GAGGGGAGAGAGGGAACGAGACGGGCGGAGGGGAGGGAAAGAGGGAGGAGGGAGCCCGAGCGCUGCGAAGCGUCCCUCCAUCGCCCUCACUCCGCGGGAGCUGCGCGAGGAGCAGGAGGAUGUUCGACAACACGCAGUACCCCUAUAACUGCUUCAAUUACGACGGGGAUGAUUAUCCAACCUGUAGUUCGGACGAAGAGAAAAAAUUCACCCGACCGGCAUACAGCUACAUUGCCUUAAUCGCAAUGGCCAUCCAGCAAAGUCCGUCAAAUAAAGUCACCCUCUCUGGCAUUUAUGACUUUAUAAUGAAGAAAUUUCCUUACUACAGAUCAAAUCAAAGAGCCUGGCAGAACUCCAUCCGACAUAACUUAUCACUUAACAGUUGUUUUGUAAAGGUUCCCAGAACAGAAGGGAAUGAGAAGGGGAAAGGAAACUAUUGGAGCUUUGCAACGGGAUGUGAGUCGAUGCUGGAUCUCUUUGAAAAUGGGAAUUACAGGCGAAGACGGAGGAGGAGGAACAUGAAAAGGGAACAUAAGGAGCAGAGACCAAGCAGAGGGAAAAGUCCUUCAUCCCCUGAUAUGUCUUCUACAGACUCUGGUUUAAACAUUUCCUCUUCUGAAAGUAAACACGAAAGAAUUGAAUCAGGACCAAGACUAUUGGAACCUCAUGGGUUUGCUCCAAACACUACAACCACCAGGCAGAGCCUAAGCAAUUCCUCCUUAGGAAAAUCGAAUUCUGAAAUUAAAUUUAGCAUCGAUUACAUUCUCUCAGCCCCUGACCCUUUGCCUGUUCUAAGAUCUCAGUAUAAUAUGCAGGAAAAUAAAUAUCAUCUACUGGAGGCCCAGCAAAUUAAUCUCCAGUUCUGGACAAUGUGAUGUUAUUUAUACGCGGUAACAAAGUCUGAGUUGCAGCGUAUUCAGCAGCCUUGCGUCACUGAAAAUCAGCCGUCUGCCUCCUCUUUUUUUCCACAAGUAGUAUUCAGAAAGGGUUACCAAUCCAUCAGCUGAUACUCUGCCUAUACCAAAAGAACUUUGCUAAGGUUGAAGUAUAAAUAACAGUUAUCAACACCAGUUUUCACUAUGCUGAAAUUCAUGAAAUUCUAGCUUUGUUUUCUGAACUAUCCUGGACUUCAUUUAACACCACACAGAUUUCCUCUCUUGAGCAGAUUCCAACAGAAAAGAGACUUGUUUAUCACCCAUUGCUUUAUUAAAGACAAAGUGGAUUUGAUUCCACUUUCACUGGUGGAAAUUAGAAUUAAUUCCAUUGAAGUAUAUAGGUCAGAUCUUAAGCUGAUCUAAAAUGGUGUAAUUCUGUGGAUUUACACUGGCUGAGAAUGUAAAGGGUUGGGGGGUGGUUUUGUUUUCUUAAAAGGAAUCACGGGAAAGCACUAGGUCUUCCCUUAGUUUUGAUUUUAGCAUCAUGUCUCAAGCUAUAGUAAGUACCAUGCAGCAUUAAUCCAUCAUUAAUUGGUAAAUAUGGUUAUUAAUAGGUGUUUAAGGUAUAUUAUGUUGAUAUUCAGGACAGAGUUAUUUAAACUGUUGAAGUGAAGUUAUAUUCAAAAUAAUUCCAAGAAAGCUAAUUGCAAGGCUGUUAAACUCCAGUAGACUUUGACGAAUAAAGUAACAGAGGCAUAGGGACUCCUAAUGCCUUGUUAAAAAAAAAAAAAAAGUUCUCCUCUUAUAGUAUCAGAAGGCUUCCUGAGAUGCUGCAGGAAAGUCCUUGAAUAUAUUUCAUUUAGCAAGUAUGACGGGAGGAGCAGCCUCGCAAGAACCUGGAACCAGUGUCGACCCAAGCCAGAAUUCCGUCCACCUGCUUUGAGACAAGUUGCAUAUUCCUAUUAAAUAGAUUUUUAUUGAUCCUUCCUGCAAGCAAUCACCAAAGUAGUACUUGAUACAAUUUCAGCAAAGCUAGUGAGGUUUAUAAUUUACAGAGAGCAAUGCUAGCUCACGAGCUCCAUUUCUAACGAAAGCCCUUUCAUUACCAUUUACACUGUAACAGGGUAUUUCAGAACAGACCCUUAUGGACAAUGAUGAACUGUAACCAACAUUUAAGAACUUGCUUUUAUAUAACUUGUUGUUCACGAUGAAUUGCUUCCAGUACCUAAUGGCAACAUUAGCAGAGACUCCACAAAAUGUUGGGUUUUGGCUUGGCUACUACAAACUUCACCUACCACAGAUAAAAGAAAAAAGACAAGGAUUCCGGUGAUUUUAAGCAAUUAUAUACAGAGAGAUAAAAUUAUCUUUGCAACAUGAACUGAAGGUAAAUGAAAGUAUAUGAGAUAAGAGUAAGCAAAACUGUGCUAGAGGUAUGCUCAGGCAUGACUUGAAUUUUUAUGCAGAAGCUUUGACAUUUCACUAAGUUAUUUUACAUUGUGGCUAAUAUAUACUGUAUGUUUAUACUAUAUAGUCUUAUAUAUUGUUACUGAGAAAGGGAGCAAUAUCACUGCACUUAUAUGUUGUAAAAAUGUAUGAUGUAUGUUGUCGUGAUGUUAAAAGUCCUGCCACGUACUUAAAAUUCACCAUCAGCAGUAUUUCACACAAGUUGGUAAUAAAUGAUCAUUUCUUUGGAAAACUAA